AUGGCGAGGGAGCUCGGCGGCGCUCUGUGCCGCACCCCGGCGAGGGAUCCCGCAUCCGCGCUCGGGAGCGACGAGAACGCGCGGCCUGGCGGAGCUUCGACUCCCGCCCCGGCGGAGCCCAUCGCGACCUCCCGGCACCCCCUCCGCGCUAUCCAGCCGCCGGGGCAGCCCCGGCGGCCGGCGCCGACGCCCAAGAAGGGUAAGGAGGCUAGGACAGCGGGCAAGACGUCGGCGCGGAUCGGCGCGGUGAGCACUCCCCUUGGCCCGACCAAGAUCCUGGGGAAGCCGAAGCCGGUGCCGAGGCAGGGGUUCUUGACGAUGGGGGCCAGUUCUGCGCAGGUCCAACGUUCCAAGGUCCGAAACCCCAUCUUGCUCCGGGAGGAGAAUCGCAAUGUGCAGAAUGUUUCGUCAACAUUGCAGCAAGAUGACUCUCAUGCACCUGCAAAGGAAGAAGACAACUCAGAAGAUACAUUGAGCCUGCAGCUGGAGUUGGCCAUAACCGAAACAAUUCUUGCGGACGAGAUGAAAGCCCGAGCAGAAGCUGAGGUCAGGGCAACUGCUUUAGGAGAUGAGCUGAAAGCAGCAAAUUUACGUACCCUUGAAGCUUGCAGGCAGAAGGAAGCCACAGAAAAGGAACUGAAAGACACAUUAUCUGUUUUGGAUGUUGUUGAAUCGGAGCAGAUUUGUUUGAUAAAGGAAGUAGAGGAGCUGAAGAAGAAGAAUUUGGAGCAGGUUAGUUUGAUAAAGGAACUAGAGGAGCUGAAGAAAAACAAUUUCCAAAGCCCAGUAUUUCAUAAGAAGAGGGAUGUGGAAACUCUGAUUUUAAACACUGAGUUUGAGCAAGAAAUGGAUGAAAUCCAUAGGCAGGCUAUGUGUGAAACGUCUGAGGUGAUUAUAUCCUUACAAAAACAGCUGUUGUCACUGCAACAGCAGCUAGAUGCCUGUAACAAAAAAGAGUUGUUGGCUGCCAAACGCCUUGUUUUGUUGGAUCAAUCCACCGAAAUUCUUGUGCAGAAGGAGGUUCUUGAACAAUGCUUUGUUUCAUUACUGAGAGGGAUGGAAGAAGAGACUCGUCAGCUCGAGUCCAAACUAGACCAGUCAAAUAGAUUCUAUGAAGGUAGAAUUAAAGAACUGGAGAUAAAGAUGCAAGAAAUGGAUUAUCAGGCUGGAGCAUUACUUAUUUCAUGGAAUAAAGAAAAAGAGAUAUCAGAGGAAAGGAAGGCAUAUGUCGAAGAGAAAAAUAAAGUAAUCAAGCUAUUGGAGAUGUCCAAUGAGGAUGGCCAGAUUACUGUGUGUUCAUUGGAAGAAAAGGUGAAAUUACUCGAGGAAGAAGCAGAACAACACAGAAGGCAACAGGAAAAACUAGAAGUGGAGCUGCAGAAUGCCAGGCAACAAUUGCUAGUUGUGCCAUCCUCUGGGGAAGCAAAGAGCUCCUUGGAAGACAGAAUGGUUGAUUCACCUGACCCAACCAGGCACCCGAGUAAUAUAAACAAUGGGGUACUGCGUUCUCAGGAGAGUAGAAUAGGUCGAAAGGAGCCUUUUGAAUCAGAGGUAAUGAUGGCAUUCUUUGAAGAGCAAAUGCAAGGAAGCUAUGCAAGCUCAUUAGGUGAUGUAUUCAAGGAAGUUGCAGAAGAUUCUCUUCCUGUCUCACAUUCUCUUCCACACAUUACAAGCCAAACAAAGCCGAAUCCAAAUGUAGUUGAGGAGGCAGUCGAGCUAGACACUAUAGCUGUUGAGUCAACUCCUCUGGUGGAACACCAAGACGAGCCUGGUGAGCCUUCUUCAGAUGAGUGCAUGCAGGAGUCCGACCCAUCAGGUCUAGAGAUGGCAAAGCCAUAUUCAUUAGAAAAGGAUUUCUGGUCCGAGAACUCGGAGUUUGAUUCAGAAGAGCAAGUGCCGCCUCCAGCUGUGGAGUCAGUGAUUGAAGUUCUGAAGGAGAAUGAGUUGCCUCCAGUUUCUCUAGUGCGUCCCAAUGAUCCGGUGGACUACACUCGAGCCCCUUUUGAGCUGAAGAGGCUCAGAAGCAGGAACCACUACAAGGGGCAUAGGACAGCAACAGACAGGAGAUUCUGGUCCAUUGAGCAGCAGGACUUGUACAACUUCAUAUACAGUAGGGCCGGGUUGUUUCCUAUGCAGUGGAUAGACUGGGACUAUAUUGAUAGCAUGGAUGAGUUUUCUUGUGUCAGACAGAGAUGUGCCCAUGUGGGGCUUGAGCAGAUGAUGAGUUACCAUUGUGAUUGGGACAUCGAACUGAUUAGGCAGUUUUACUCUACAGUUUAUAUCAGCGACGACAAUAGCUCUAUUACUUGGAUGGCAGAUGGCAGGAGGGUCACUACCAACAAAAGAGCAUGGGAGGAGACAUUUGGCAUUGCUGGCAGCAUUCACACUUCAAGAAUUCACUCAGAGUUUUUCUUUGAUGAUGAUGACAAGAGGAUCAUGUACACAGCUGCAGAAUGCACAGUAGACCAAACCAGGGGCCUCUCUCCAUUGGCUAGCAUAGCCAAUAAGAUUAUUUGGAAAACCAUCUAUCCCAAGUCUUCUGGAAGUAAAGUCCACGGAUACAACUGGAACCUCCUACAUCAUAUUGUGGAGCAGCACCCAUUUGACAUCAUUGCUUUGAUCUUCGACGAGAUUAAGUUACUUAUUUCAGAUCACAGUCCUUUUCUAAAAAAAAAGAAGAAAGAUCACAGUCGCACUAACCUCUUGUAUGCACCAUACAUCAUGGGGAUGAUCAUGCGAGCUUUUGAAUAUGAUGGACCUAGAGAAACCAGGCACCAGCCCUACAAGCCCAGGCCCGACAAGUCAAAGCAGACGAAAAAAGUUGGUCGUCCACUGGCACCUGCAGUAGUUGCACCUUCUGAGCCACCACCUUCAGCAUGUCAGCCGGAGGUAGAGGCCAAUGUUGAGGCAGAUGACCACAGCCAGUUUGAGGAAGCCGGACACCGGCCCCAGGGAGAGGCAGUGCAGCAUACCAAUGCCUCCUUGUCUUCUCAGAUCCUAGCUCCACGCUCCUCCCUGACACCUUCCCUUGAGGCUACCACUCCCUCACCGCCUCUGGCUCCAGCUGCAUUUCCUGAGCAGGCCAGCAUGAUGCACGCCGGCCUCCGGUGCUUCAGCUCAGCCAGCUGUUUUGGGGCCAAGUCCUUUUAG
Molecule: messenger RNA, 3150 nt
Organism: Triticum turgidum subsp. durum (durum wheat)
Lineage: Eukaryota; Viridiplantae; Streptophyta; Magnoliopsida; Poales; Poaceae
Source: the annotation of a GenBank genome assembly